Messenger RNA from Helianthus annuus (common sunflower), 2192 nucleotides. RefSeq names its product BTB/POZ domain-containing protein At1g03010. NCBI's taxonomy places the organism in Eukaryota, Viridiplantae, Streptophyta, Magnoliopsida, Asterales, Asteraceae. The record is from RefSeq and is a predicted model, not a curated record. Gene Ontology annotation, molecular function: protein binding. The transcript has 4 exons. Bases 48 to 1964 code for a protein of 638 amino acids.
UCGUCAACUUUUGGGCCCCUACUAAUAUCCCAUACUUGUGUUUUCAAAUGUUUUCUUCAUUUCUCCUGCAUGAAGUUCUGGAUUCCGUAGCACAAUCGCAACGAAAUUUUGUUAUCGCGACGGUUGAUUCAUAUCACUUGGGAAAGCUUCAUAUGUGUCCUAGAUUCAUGCCGAUAUCGGAUGUUUCUAGCGAUCUCACAAUCGACGUAGGCGCAACAAGUUUCGCACUUCAUAAGUUCCCUCUAGUUUCUAAAAGUGGAAGAAUCCGAAAGAUGCUAAUGGAAGCGAAAGACUCAAAAACGCUACGCCUAAAUCUUCAAAAUCUUCCAGGAGGAUCCGAAUCAUUCGAGCUCGCUGCAAAGUUUUGUUACGGGCUGAACAUAGAGAUCAAUCUAACGAACGUUGCAAAGCUUCGAUGCACAUCACAUUUCCUUGAAAUGACUGAAGAAUUUGCGGAUAAAAAUCUUGAAUUUCGUACAGAAACAUUCUUGAAAGAAAGUGUGCUUCCUAACAUAACGAAUUCGAUCUCGGUUUUACAGCAUUGUGAAAGUUUGUUACCGGUUUCUGAAGAGAUAAACUUGGUUGGAAGAAUUAUUACAGCCAUAGCUAAUAAUGCUUGUAAAGAGCAGUUAACUUGUGGGCUGUCAAAGUUGGAAAGUAACUAUCAUUUGAAACCAGUUUCGCAACCAGAAUCCGAAAACUGGUGGGGGAAAUCGUUAACGGUGCUCAGCCUGGAGUUCUUCCAGCGUGUUUUGACCGCGGUGAAGACGAAGGGGUUAAAACAGGAUAUGAUUGCGAGAAUUUUGAUGAAUUAUGCUCAUAAUUCGCUUCAGGGUUUGUUUUUGAGAGAUCCACAGUUUGCAAAAGGAAACUUUUCAGAUCUAGAGGCACAGAAGAAACAUAGGAUGAUUGUUGAAGUGAUUGUUGGUUUGUUACCAACUCAAUCUAGAAAAAGUACUGUUCCCAUGGCGUUUUUGUCGAGCUUGUUGAAGUCGUCGAUAAUGGCGUCUACAUCAACCGCGUGUAGGUCGGAUUUAGAGAGACGAAUUGGGUUGCAACUCGAUCAGGCGAUACUUGAAGACAUACUAAUUCCGGCCACUUCUCAUGGCAACACUCAUAGUCAACUCUAUGACACUGAUUCUAUUUUCAGGAUCUUUUCGAUUUUCUUGAAUCUGGAUGAAGAUGACGAUGAUGAUAAUAUGAUGAGAGAUGAAGGCGAAAUGGUUUAUGAUUUCGACACUCCUUCGUCCCCAAAACAGAGCUCAAUAGUGAAAGUUUCAAAGCUACUUGAUUGUUUUCUAGCAGAAAUCGCGAUAGAUCCAAAUUUACCGGCUUCUAAGUUCAUUGCCCUUGCGGAAUUGCUCCCAGAUCAUGCUAGAUUGGUGAAUGACGGGUUAUAUCGAGCCGUAGACAUCUUUUUGAAGGUUCACCCGAAUCUAAAGGACUCAGAGCGUUAUCGGUUGUGUAAAACAAUCGACUGCCAAAAACUAAGUCAAGAAGCAUGCAGCCAUGCGGCUCAGAACGAGCGUCUCCCAGUACAAAUGGCGGUUCAGGUGCUCUACUUUGAGCAAAUCAGGCUUCGAAACGCCAUGAAUGGUGGUCACAAUCACCUCUUUUUCGGAUCACUGAACGCCCAAUUCCCACAACGCUCUAGUAGCGGUGCAGGAAGUGGGUGUAUAUCUCCUAGAGACAAUUACGCGUCCGUUAGAAGAGAAAACCGGGAACUAAAGCUAGAAGUAACCCGAAUGAGAAUGCGCCUUACGGACCUUGAAAAAGAUCAUGUUUCGAUGAAGCAAGAACUUGUGAAGUCGCAUCCCGCGAACAAGUUGUUUAAAUCAUUGACAAAGAAAUUGGGGAAACUUAAUACCUUGUUUAAGUUUAAAGAUGUUAGAGGCAUUGGAAGCAGGCCAAAUUCUGAAAGUCGGUUCUUGUUUCAAAAAAGAAGACGUAACUCCAUUGCUUGAUUGAUUUUACCCUUUGCAAUUUCUAUUUGCACUAGUGUGAUUUGUGAAUAUGAAAGUGUGUAUAGUGGUGGUAGUGAUUAUUGCUUGUUGUGAGUUCUUUUUGUGUUAAAAAUAUUAAAGAUUUGUUUAGAAUAAUUUAUAGACUUUGGAUUCAAAUUUCACACGAGUGUAAUGUCUUUUGAAUUAGAACUAUAUCAAUAGUAUAAAAGGAAAACAAAAGUUAUUUAA